Fomitiporia mediterranea MF3/22 is the source of this 3904-nucleotide messenger RNA. Its product is annotated as FAD/NAD-binding domain-containing protein. The transcript is spliced from 31 exons. Lineage: Eukaryota; Fungi; Basidiomycota; Agaricomycetes; Hymenochaetales; Hymenochaetaceae. The record is from RefSeq and is a predicted model, not a curated record. The coding region runs from base 152 to 3904 and encodes 1250 amino acids.
CGCAUGUUAGUGUGGAAACGGUCGAUUACGUUCACGCGUAUAUCAAUGCCUAGUGAACGGGUCGUACUUGAUUUUUAGUACAACUGCACCGUCACUAGACACAUCUUGUUCUCAGCUCCGCAGGUAUCGAGCUUAUUGCUUUGACAUUACUAUGGACGAGCACGGCAUUAAGGUUGAUAUCCCUUCUGCUGUUUCGACGGGCUCCAAUUCACCUCCGAGCGCUGAGAGUAUCCCUGGGCCAAUCACGCCAGAAGACGUUCCUGUGAACAAACUCGUCAAUACUGCCAAGAGUAUCAAUCUCGAAGAUGAUGCUACUACACAUGCCUCGGACUUCAAGCUCGGGAGUAUGUCCAUUGACGAGGACAGACCGUUCAGGGUCGUCGUUAUAGGUGCGGGGUUUAGUGGGAUAAUUGCUGGGAUUAGAUUUCCUCAACGAAUGAACAACCUGGACCUUACCAUCUACGAAAAGAAUGCUGGAAUAGGCGGGACUUGGUAUGAAAAUAGGUAUCCGGGUGCUGCCUGCGACUAUCCUUCCCAUUGUUAUCAAUUAUCAUUUGAGGAAAAGACAGACUGGUCCGCAUUCUACUCACCAGGGCCCGAAAUUCGAGCAGAUAUGGAGCGCGUCGUCGAAAAAUAUAAGCUCAUGCGAUACAUUAAGCUACAGCACGAACUUAUACACGCACAAUAUGACGAACAGAAUGGCAAAUGGCAUUUGAAGCUGCGUCGCCCUGCAUCAAUCGACGAAGAGUUCGAGGUUGUGGAUGACGUGGCAGACCUUGUUCUUCUAUGCGUCGGUUCGCUCAGUAGGUUGAAGUUGCCAAAUAUCGACGGCAUUAAAAGCUUCAAGGGAAAAAUCAUGCAUUCCGCGAACUGGGAUCGAAAUUACAGCUCGUGGCAAGAAAGCGUUGCCGACUGGAAAGACAAGCGUGUUGGAGUUAUUGGCUCUGGGUCGACCGCUAUUCAGACUGUUGCUGCGUUGCAACCACACGUAGGGCAGCUUUACAACUACGUACGCGAAAAACUGUGGCUCUCGCCGUCGUUCCUAAGCGACAAAGUCCUUGAACUAUUAGGUCGAGACUCAACAUCGAGCAACUAUGUCUUUACGGACGAAGAUAAGGAGCGGCUCAAGGACCCAGAGUUCUUUAGACGCUUCCGAUAUGAACUCGAGGUCGGAUUGAACUCUAUGCAUUAUCUGACUAUCAGGGGAUCAAAAAUGCAAGAGGAAUCCCGCAAGGCAUUCAAAGAGCACGUUAUGUCAAGACUACACAAGAAACCUUGGAUCGCGGACCACUUGUCACCUGACUUUUCAAUUGGAUGCAGACGGUUAACUCCUGGACCUGGAUAUCUUGAAGCUUUACAGGAAGAUAAUGUCGACUUUGUCACAACACCGAUUAGUAGGAUAACUGAGAGGGGUAUUGAUCUCGCCGACGGAACAAGCCAUGACUUAGACGUGAUCGUUUGUGCGACUGGAUUUGACACAUCUUACCUUUAUCCAUUUGAAGUUAUCGGGAGAGGAGGAAAGACACUUCGCGAGCGGUAUACUCCACACCCUGAAACAUACCUUUCGCUAUGCACGGAUGGUUUCCCAAACUGGUUUAUGACGUUCGGUCCAAACUCUGUCGUUGGCGCCGGAUCAUUCCUCCCGAUGUUGGAAACUCAAGUCGAAUACGCCAUUAAGGUUGCAAAGAAGCUACAAAGAGAACAUCUCAAGUGCAUUGAGCCGAAACCGGAGGCGAUUGCGGAGUUUGACGAGUAUCUCGAAGCAUACCUCAAGACCACCGUUUUCUCUGAGAAUUGUCGUUCGUGGUACAAGAUGGGUACAAGAGACGGUCGGAUAACGGGUGCUUGGCCUGGCUCUUCCUUGCAUCAUAUCAAGACAAUCACGGAACCACGAUGGGAGGAUUAUAACUACGAGCAACUUGGUGAAUCGAAGAACCGCUUUUACUGUCUCGGCGACGGAUCAACGCACAACGAGAAAUACAUGGUCGGCGAUCGUGCUUGGUAUCUCCGUCCAGAGGAAGUCGAUAUACCUCCUGCCCAUACCUUCAAGAUUAUUUCUUCUGUGGAGAAGCAAGAUAUGAUGAUCAACGGUACUUCAUCUUAUCCAAAGCCAGCUGUUAACUACGAAAGCACUGAUGGAUCAGGCAAUGCAAAAGAGACUAAGACGCCGAAGGCCGACUUUAAGCUCGGAAAUAGGAGCAUGGAUGAAGAUAGACCUUUCAAAGUCGUUGUGAUAGGAACAGGAUACGCUGGUAUAAUUGCGGGGAUUAGGUUCCCCCAGAGAAUGUCAAACUUGGACUUGACGAUAUACGACAGAAAUGCAGGAAUUGGAGGAACUUGGUACACGAAUAAAUAUCCAGGGGUCGCCUGUGAUUAUCCCUCGCAUUGCUAUCAACUACCCUUCGAAGAAAAGACAGAUUGGUCGGCCUUUUAUUCACCUGGAUCAGAAAUCCUCGGGGAUUUAAAGCGUAUAGUCGAAAAGUAUGAUCUUAUGCGAUACAUCAAGCUGCAGCACGAACUUAUACAAGCAAAAUACGACGAGCAAACGGGUAAAUGGCACUUAAAGCUACGACGCCCCGUCCUGGAGUCUGGAGAAUAUGAAGUUGUAGAUGACACGGCCGAUCUUGUUCUCUUAGGCGUUGGCUCGUUGAGCCGCUGGACCUGGCCCGAUAUCGAUGGUCUGAGGUGCUUUAAAGGAAAGCUUAUGCAUUCGGCCGAAUGGGAUUCGAAAAAAGGAGCUUCAUGGGAAGAAAGCGUGUCUAACUGGAAGAACAAGAAAGUUGGGGUAAUAGGCGGCGGAUCAGCCGCAAUACAGAUAGUUCCAGCGCUUCAGCCUCACGUCGGUCAACUGUUCAACUUUGUUAGAGGGCCUGUAUGGCUCUCACCUUCAUUCCUCAUCGAAAAGACCGUCGAGCUCUUGGACCACGACUCAGCAGAUAGUAACUACAUUUUCUCGGAUGUAGACAAAGAAAAGAUGAAAGAUCCAGUGUUUUACAAACACUUUCGACAUGAACUAGAAGCUGGAUUAAAUUCAAUGCACUACCUGACUAUUAAAGGAUCCGAAUAUCAGGAGAAUGCUCGACGGGCAUUCAGUCAGCAUAUGAUGUCGAGAUUGCAGAAGAAACCGUGGAUCGCAGAAUAUUUGAAACCAGAUUUUGCAGUAGCGUGUAGACGUCUAGUUCCAGGACCAGGAUAUCUAGAGGCCGUGCAAGAGGAUAAUGUGGAGUUCGUUCCAACGAAAAUAUCUAGAAUAACAGAGACCGGUGUGGACUUAGAGGACAGGGCGCACCUAGACUUGGACGUUAUCGUCUGUGCCACAGGAUACGAUUUAACCUACCUAUAUCCAUUUGAGGUAAUCGGAAGAGGGGGAAAGACACUCCGCGAGCACUUCACGCCUCAUCCUGAGACAUACCUGUCGAUCUGCACUAACGGAUUUCCAAACUGGUUUUCGACUUUCGGUCCGAAUUCCGUGUUUGGAGCGGGCUCCUUCCUCCCUGUCCUAGAAGCACAGGUCGAAUACAUUAUCAAAGCAGCGAAGAAGUUGCAAAGGGAGCAUUUGAAGAGUAUAGAGCCGAAAGCGGAGGCCGUCGCCGAUUUUGAUGAGUACCUUGAAGCAUAUUUUAAGACUACUGUCUUCAAUGAACAUUGCCGGUCGUGGUAUAAGAUGGGAAAGGCAGAAGGUAGAAUUACGGGCCUCUGGCCAGGCUCGAGUUUGCACGAGUUCAAGACCUAUCAGGAUCCUCGCUGGGAAGACUUCAAUUACGAACAACACAGUGAAUCGAAGAAUCGUUUUUACUGGCUAGGAGAUGGUUCGACUUACAAUGAGAAACACAUGACCGGAGAUCGAGCAUGGUACCUUAAUCCAGAUGUGGUAGACAUUCCACCAGGUUCGUACUCACACUGA